Trematosphaeria pertusa is the source of this 1867-nucleotide messenger RNA. RefSeq lists its product as uncharacterized. The transcript has 3 exons. NCBI's taxonomy places the organism in Eukaryota, Fungi, Ascomycota, Dothideomycetes, Pleosporales, Trematosphaeriaceae. Gene Ontology annotation, molecular function: chromatin insulator sequence binding. Gene Ontology annotation, biological process: regulation of transcription by RNA polymerase II. The record is from RefSeq and is a predicted model, not a curated record. The coding region runs from base 153 to 1589 and encodes 478 amino acids. Gene Ontology annotation, cellular component: chromosome.
CGCGACCGGUGAUCCACAAGCACUCCGCCUCAUUCACCCAUAAGCUCUAGUUAGUCGGUUGAUACCAAGGACGUGGCAUUGGCUCACAUCACACAAGCGAACGAGACCGCGCCUCAAGGCCUAUUGUGUGUCGGAUUGAACGACCUGUCAAGAUGCCUGCCCCACUCGAGCCGAUCAAGAAAUACAAAUGUACGUACAAGAACUGCCCCGCCUCCUUCGACUCGGAGCGGGCAAUGAGGAGCCACAAGAAGCACUCCGAGGAACAUGAUUACUGUGCGAAGUGCGACGAGGACUUCGAUUCUUACGACGAUCUCGCUCAACACAAGGCCUUCCGCCCGGACAUGCAUGGCAAAGCGUGUCGUGUGUGCGGAGAAGAGUUCAAGUCUACUUCCGGUCUUCGCCGUCAUAUCGAGCUGAACCACAAAGUCGACCAGAAGCUCCCCUGCCUGGGUUGCGGCUCAGAGUUCUACCGCGCAUCACUGCUCGUGGAACACCUUGAGUUCGGACACUGUAGUGUUAUCACGCCGGAGCAAUUCCAAGGCCACAUAGUGCACAAGCACCUUGUGACGAAGCUCCUCGAGGGCGGCGCCGCCUAUGAUAGAUUCAUGCAGAAGAUCUCCAAGUUCGAUGCCGCCCAGGAUUACGAAGAGGAAGGUGGGGUCGGUAUCGAUAUGCCGCUCGACCAAGACGACGAUGACGAAGCUAGAGAUGUCGAAUUCGCGGCGAUCAAGCCAGAGACAGCGCCAGAGGAGCCUGUACCAUAUACUGGACCAUACCCCCCGCUCCCGUCCCAGUCACAGGCUAGGAGUGUUAGUGGAGCCUCGGAUCUUUCUGCAACAAUGAGAAAGAUGUCUCUUGGCGGGAACUCCGAGUCGGCCACUGCGGUCGGCUCGCGCGACGGUACUUCCAGGACUCCAACUUCAAGCCGUCAGCUUAAUCCAUGGGGAGGGAAAGCAGCAAAGCAGCUUUUCCCGGAGGCUAAACCUACUCCACCGCCCAGCGAGUUCUCCAUCAGCUAUCAUGAUGAGCAGAUGGAGCACGAGCACGGUAUCAACAUCAUGAAUACCCGCUUCUGGGACCCCUUGAGCCGUGACUGGAAUCCAGAACGCUUCUAUGAUACUGUCGUGUGCAAGUACUACUGCCCAUUCAUCUGCGAGCAAACCUUCGAUAUGCCCGACGAGAUGAAUACACACAUCCUCCAAGACCACCGCAUCGCGAGGAUGAAGUGUCCCUGCUGCCUAAAGUACUUCAAGUCGGUCACAGCGCUUAUGAGCCACUGUGAGAGCCGCGCAUCGAAAUGCCCGAUCAACAAGGCCGAAGACUUCAAUAUCUUCUUAGACAAGAUGACCGGCGGCUUCCUCAGCGUGGAGGAGAAGACGCGCGCUGAUCAUAUUCACAACCCCACCGUCAUGGUUGAGAACCCAGACACGGGUAGGCUGGAGCAGUACACGCCGCCAGUCGCCACCUAUCUUCAAUACAGCUCCUCGAAGCCCGUCGAUUGGAAGGAUCCUGAUAAGGUUGCGGCGCAGAUUGGAGGCAGCGGUUCGUCGCAGGUCUUCAACUACCAGGGCAAGCUGUCACAGUGGUAGGUCGCAUCUCGAUGCUGGAGUGUCGGCUUGAUCUCGUCGAGAGAAUCUGGAAGACAAACAGUCGGUGGAAUGCAGUCGAUGAAAGACGAAACAGUGCUUCUGCCUGGUCCCAUUUGCUGGCACUUUCCCUGCGCACACCCAAACAUCAGCGGUCUACGAACCUAGCCUCCCUCUUCUUUCAUAGAUUACCCCCUUGCACAUCAUCAUCAUUCACCAAGCUUUACUGCAUUUAUCUACUCCCUUUGAGACUUCAAAAGCAUGGAUGGAGUUCACUGGCU